CCUCGGGCGCCGCACGGCCGCAGCUACAGCCGCCAUGGCCAAGGCCAAGGCCACGGCCGAGGACGCGGACGCCGCUAGCCCUGAGGAACCGCGCGCGGAGGACGCGGCGCGCACGUGCUGCGGGUGCCGCUUCCCGCUGCUGCUGGCGCUGCUGCAGCUGGCGCUGGGCAUCGCGGUGACCGUGGUGGGCUUCCUCAUGGCUGGCACCAGCUCCUCCCUGCUAGUCAGAGACACUCCAUUUUGGGCUGGGAUCAUUGUCUGCUUGGUAGCCUAUCUUGGUUUGUUUAUGCUCUGUGUCUCAUAUCAAGUUGAUGAACGGACAUGCAUCCAGUUUUCUAUGAAACUCUUCUAUUUCCUGCUGAGUGCCCUGGGCCUGAUGGUCUGUGUGCUGGCCGUGGCCUUUGCUGCCCACCACUAUUCACAGCUGGCACAGUUCACCUGCGAGACCAUCCUGGACUCCUGCCUGUGCAAGCUGCCAUCCUCUGAGCCGCUCAGCAGGACCUUUGUUUACCGGAGUGUGACCGACUGCAGCAGCAUCACCGGCACUUUCAAACUGUUCUUAAUCAUCCAGAUGGCUCUGAACUUGGCCUGUGGUCUUGUGUGCUUGGUGGCCUGCUUUGUCAUGUGGAAGCACAGGUACCAGGUCUUCUAUGUGGGUGUCAGGACAUGCUCCUUCACCACUUCCCCAGGCCAGCGGCAGAAGGUCUAACCUCCAAAGUCUAACGGCACACUGAUGGCUGGGGCGAAAAACAACAUUUUCUUUUUAAAAGAAAUGUUUGACAAUAAAUGACUAGUCACUGCUUUAAAUGAAUCUUUUCAUAUUUUUCACACCAAAAAAAAGAGCAUUUCUUCAGGUUUCUAUAGUAUUUUAAAAAUAUUCUUGCGAGGAAAACAAAAGCCAAGUUGAUUUGGGGAAUAUAAAAACAUGAAAAGAACAUUGAACAGGGAAAGAGUGAUGUAGAUCUGUCUUCACGGUCUGGAGUUACUCCUAGCACUCAUUUUCACACUACUUAUACAGCCUCUCGUAAUCCAGUUUGGCCAUGUGAACUGGCAUCUCAGGCCCACUUAGGAGACUAUGUAGUGUUUUCCUGCCCUUCCCACCAACCGCUAUUAUCUUGGAUGAAGGCAGAGUAGGGAACAGAUGAAUCUCCAUGUUGAAUCUUUUGCUUCUCCUGGUAGAGAUGUCUUCAAGGUAUGAAAUAGCUUUAAAAGGCAGAGUAGAAGAGGAAGAGGCUUUGCAAACACCUGGGCCAGGGUGGCAGCUUUCAGCUGCUCUACUUUGGCUCUGUGGAGGGAUCACUUGAUUUGGAUGAUUGUCUGUUUCUUGAUAGUUGAAAGGUGGUGGUAGGUGUAUUCACAAUGAUGUAGAAGUUUAAAGAUAAUUACAUUAUGCUUCUAUUCUGCCGUCUAAAACAAACCAUCAAAACUAAUUCCUAGCUAAUUGUUAAUUAUAAUUAUGCUCAGAAGUCUAUUUAAUGAGCACUGGCUGUGCUUAGGCAGGUCUUUCAGUGUUCAGAGAAAUUGUCUCACAAGAGUAGAUGCUAAAGAUCCUUUUCUUUGGAAGCUAAGCACCACAAAUUUUUUAAAAAUCAAUACUCAGGUUAAAAAUACUCAAACAAAAAUAAGAGUAUUUGUCAGAGGAAAUGUUUAUACAAAUAGCACAUUUGUGGCAUGUUGAAAAUUUACCUCUUUUGGCAAGCAAGUACCUUUGAGGAAGACUGGGUGCUGCUGAGUUCUAUUCAUAAGCCUGUAACUGAUAUGUGAUCCUGUUACUGAUGGUAUGCUCACUCAACCUAGUGACUGAAAGUAAUGUUUUGAAGUCUUUCUUGAGCAGUAAAUCCAUGGACUGGGAGGGUAGCUUUGGUUUUCUCAUUUUUAUUAUUAUUAUCAUAUUAUUGUUGCAUUGGGAGUGCAUUGUGACUUUUACAAAAGCUCUUACAGUAUGUCACAAUUGAAUUCACCCCUCCAUAAUUCUCCUUUAUCCCCUCCCCCUAUUUCAUUUUGUUUUUGAUCCACCAGGACUUAAGGCACAAGUACCCUAUGAUGGGUGACUUUACUGUAAUUAUUAAAUUCUGAACAAUAUCAAUGUUUUAAGGAAGGGCUCAAAGUGGAAAUUCAUGCAGCAUAAAUACUAUAUAGAAUUUCUGUAUUAGGAGGCUCUACUCAGAGACAUUAAAGAUAACAAUUGGGUUUAAUUUGCCUGUUAACAUCCUCUCCGAAUCAUGGAGUUCUACCUGAAAAGGA
This is a messenger RNA of Castor canadensis (American beaver), 2244 nucleotides long. It is a transcript of the gene Sspn, whose product is annotated as sarcospan. The record is from RefSeq and is a predicted model, not a curated record. Gene Ontology annotation, cellular component: dystrophin-associated glycoprotein complex; sarcolemma. NCBI's taxonomy places the organism in Eukaryota, Metazoa, Chordata, Mammalia, Rodentia, Castoridae.